GAUGGCAAGAAGACGACUCUGAAAGAGCUCGUUGAUGAGAGCAAGUCGGGUGUCGUGCUCUUCACCUAUCCCAAGGCUUCCACUCCUGGCUGCACCACUCAGGUCUGCCUUUUCCGUGACAGCUAUGAGCCGCUCACCGCCGGUGGUCUUGCCAUCUACGGCUUGUCCAAGGAUUCGCCCAAGGCCAACACGACUUUUAAGACCAAACAGAACCUGCCAUAUCCGCUGCUCUGCGAUCCUAGCUCGACUUUGAUUGGUGCUAUUGGUCUGAAGAAGGCCCCCAACAACACAACACGCGGUGUGUUUGUUGUCGAUAAGACGGGCAAGGUGUUG
Truncatella angustata is the source of this 333-nucleotide messenger RNA. RefSeq names its product thioredoxin-like protein. The transcript is spliced from 2 exons. The annotation marks the transcript as partial. Lineage: Eukaryota; Fungi; Ascomycota; Sordariomycetes; Amphisphaeriales; Sporocadaceae. Gene Ontology annotation, molecular function: thioredoxin peroxidase activity. Gene Ontology annotation, biological process: cellular response to oxidative stress; cell redox homeostasis. Gene Ontology annotation, cellular component: cytoplasm. The record is from RefSeq and is a predicted model, not a curated record.